AGAUAAAGUGAUCGCCACACUUAAAUCAGCACAACAUAAAAUAGCUACCCCUGAAAUAGAUGAAAGAUCACAAGUAAAACAGGAAACUAAGAAUGUUGAAUCUUUGAAUAAGCAAAUGGAUACAAAUGAAUCUGACACUUCUGAAGACAUCUGUGAUAAUGGUGUUAUAAAACAGGAAAGCAUAGAUGUUUUUAAUGACAAUGCUAACUUUGAAGCCUAUGGUGCUUUUGAAACUCUGAUAGUCACAUCAUACAAGGAAACUAGCACUGGGGAAAACUUUAUUUCGAAGCCAACUCAUGGAAAUGUCAAAGGCAAGGAUGAUAAUCAAACAGUAAUUAUUGAACGAUAUGAGGAAAAGACACCCACUGAAUUGCAAGAUGAAACCAUGGAGAUUCAGGAAUACGAAGCGGAGUCCACCCAUGUGAAUACCAAAGCCAUGAAUGGUACCAGUGUUGUUGAUAUUAAACCAAAUCCAUAUGAUACCAGCAAUAUAGGUGAUGAGUCAAAGGGACAUGAAAUAAAGACUGAAGUCAUCGACUGCAAUGUCUCAGCAGAGGAGUACGAUGACGAAUAUGAUGAUGAAUAUGAUGAGUAUAAUGUUGAGGAAGAUGAUUCUGAUAGUGAUAUUCUAUCUACUGAUUCAGGGAGUGACUACACCUUCCGAGAUGACAAAAAGGACUUGGACUGGACACCAGACUUUGAGCAAACCUCUAGUUCCAUUAAAACUAGGAACAAGCAAACACAAAAAUCUGCACAAAAUGAUGAAGCUUCUCCAGUUGAUCCGAGUGACAGUAGCACUAGUACAAUAAGGCAUGUCAAGAAGACAAAAACUACCACCAAUGAAAAUAAGGAACAAUCUAAAUCAAACCCUAGUAAAGCUACGACCAAUGGAAAUAAGGAACAAUCUCAAUCAAAGCCUAGUAAAGCUACCACCAAUGGAAAUAAGGAACGAUCUAAAUCGAAGCCUCGUAAAACAUGGCGUGAAAAAUACAUUGAUCAAGCCAUUGGAGAAUUCAAAUGCCCUAACUGCCAGAAUAUUCUAGAGACA
Molecule: messenger RNA, 1048 nt
Organism: Owenia fusiformis
Lineage: Eukaryota; Metazoa; Annelida; Polychaeta; Sabellida; Oweniidae
Source: the annotation of a GenBank genome assembly